ACGAACCCCUGUGCGCAAUAAUACAUCCGCCACUUGUAAAGUAGUUCAAAAUGUCAGCCCCCAUGUGCUGAGUUCUUUAAACUGACUAAAAAGACAGGUUUAAAGGCGAAAACAACACAGUUACGCUACAGAUAUAGAUUGUUGAUAAUAGGGAAAAAUGGCAAAACGUGUUGCUGAAAGAGAACUAACUGAUAGAAACUGGGACCAAGAAGAUGACGUUGAGGAGGCUGGAACCUUUGCAGUAGCUACAAAAUCUGAAUUACAAAGACGCCAAAUUAAGACAGCAAAAAGGACCGGAGCCUCACUGGGGGCUGGUGGUAAAACUUCCUCCUUUUCUGGCUUUGGUGGAUUUUCUUUUAAACCCACACAGACCAGCACACCAUUUAGUGCCAACGUCAAAUCCUUCACUAACGGAAAGCCAGAGAAGCCUUCACUGAGCAGUGUGACAGAAGUGAAUGGAACCCCAGAGAAAAAAGGGGUCGAGAAGAAAAAGGAAAAUGACUCUGAACAAGCCACUUAUAUGUCAAGCCUGAGGAGUCUAAAUGAAAGUGUGCUGGCCUGGAUUAAGCAACAUGUGGAGAAAAAUCCCUACUGCAUCCUGACUCCAAUUUUCACAGACUAUGAGAAACACAUAAAAACCAUUGAGGCAUACAAGUCUGGUGCCAGUCAAGCAAAGAGUCAAACGACAGACAAUUCUGAGAAAAAAUCUGCUCCUGCUUUAGGCAGCAAGGAGACCCAGCCUAGUUUGUCCACCCUGUUUAAGCCAGCACCUGGUAGUUGGACCUGUGGCACAUGUAUGAUACAGAACAAAGGGGAUGUCAGUAAGUGUGUGGCCUGUCAGACCAGCAAGCCAGGGGCAGGAGCAUCCAACUCGCAGACUACCAGUGCAGCUCCUGCUUUAGGCAGCAAGGAGACCCAGCCUAGUUUGUCCACCCUGUUUAAGCCAGCACCUGGUAGUUGGACCUGUGACACAUGUAUGAUACAGAACAAAGGGGAUGUCAGUAAGUGUGUGGCCUGUCAGACCAGCAAACCAGGGGCAGGAGCAUCCAACUCACAGGCUACUAGUGCAGCACCUUCUAUUGGCAGCAAGGAGACCCAGCCUAGUUUGUCCACCCUGUUUAAGCCGGCUCCUGGUAGUUGGACCUGUGACACAUGUAUGAUACAGAACAAAGGCGAUGUCAGUAAGUGUGUGGCCUGUCAGACCAGCAAGCCAGGGGCAGGAGCUUCCAACUCACAGGCUGCCAGUGCAGGCACACCAGACUUCAAAUUUGGAAGCAAUAAUGUAUCGAAUGCCACAACAGGAUCUGGAUUUAAGUUGAAUACUGGUGGGACUACUACAGGAGCUUCAUCUACUUCUGGAUUUACAUUCGGAUCAGGCGAAAACAAGUCUACAGCAUCUGGAUUCAAAUUUGAAUCCAAUGGGAUGGCAAACAACUCCAGUAUGACAUCUGGGUUCACCUUUGGCAAAAGUGAAGAUAAGUCUGCUACUUCUGGAUUUACAUUUGGGAAAAAGGAUGAGAAGUCGCCAUCUUCUGGAAUCACAUUUGGAAAAAGUGAAGAAAAAUCGCCAGCGUCUGGAUUUGUAUUUGGAAAAAAAGAAGAUAAACCUGCAGCACCUGGAUUUACAUUUGGCAAAAGUGAUGAUAAACCUACUAAUAGUGGAUUUACAUUUGGCAAAAGUGAGGACAAAUCUACAACAUCUGGGUUUACUUUUGGGAAAAGUGAUGACAAAACUGGAUCACCAGGAUUCUCAUUUGGCAAAAAAGAAGAAAGUUCUACAACAUCUGGAUUUUCUUUUGGAAAAAGUGGAACUACAGACACUUCCUCCUCAUCUGGAUUGAAAUCUGGAUCUGGAAAUGAAUCCAGUUCUGCCACUGGGUUUUCAUUUGGUACAAAUGCUGGAACUGGUAAUGUUCCAAAACCAGCGUUCAGCUUUGGUUUAGGAAGUGGAACUACAAACAGUGAAAGUACAAAAGGAUUUUCGUUUGCCCCAUCCACCUCGGCUCCUGGCUCUUCGUCAUUUGGUCCAGGAUUUUUCAGCAGACCAGCGGGAGCUUCAGAUGCCGCGGGUACUCAAGAAGAGGAAGAAUAUGAACCACCAAAAGUAGAGAGCACAGAAAUAGCAGAAGAAGGCUCUCAGUAUUCUGUCAAAUGCAAACUGUUUUAUCAAAGAGAUGGGAAAUGGAAUGAGAAAGGAGUUGGUUUUCUGCACUUGAAGAAGCCUGAUGGGAAAGCACAGCUAGUAGUGAGAGCCGACACUAAUCUAGGAAAUAUUUUGUUGAAUAUCAGCCUGUCACCAUCUAUUCCUCUAAAGAGACAGGGAACAAACAAUGUAUAUAUGAUGUGUGUGCCGAACCCCAAGAUCAGCCCUAAAGAUGAGGAGAACAAGCCGGCGGCCAUGUUGCUGGACUGUAUUGAUGUGUGUGGUAAAAACCUGUACAUUGGAACCUCUGACUGCUUUGUUGUGCAUUACACAAUUGAAGAAAGAACCCAGCCAUCUGGAAAAGUUACCUUUCAUUGUGAUAAAAUAGGACACAAAUAUCUUGCUUUAAAAAAGCCAAUAGUUCAGAUAAAAUCUGCAUCUGCCCUGAAUCGAAUCAUGGUGUUGUGUGACAAUACUAUAUCCAUGUUGAACAUGUUAGAACUGGAGCCUGUAAUGGGAGGAGCCAAGAUCAAGGGAGUGAACUGUUUCUGUUUUAAUGAUAACCCACAAAACAGCAGCCCUUUCAGUGUUGAGAUUUGUGUUGCCCUUCGGAAAAAACAGCUUCAGUUUUACACUGUCACAGAAGAUAAGUUUAUCCAUCUAAGGGAUGUUUCUCUCUCAGAACCUGCAGUUGAAUUGGAUUUGGAUAGUCCCUUUGUUUGUGUUGCCAUGACAUCACAAUACUCUAUGAUCAAUACAGACACGGGUUAUGAACAGAGUCUGUUCCCUUACGAUAAUGAGAACAGUAGACCCCUGAUCAAGAGGGUGGGCAAGGAAGAAUUCCUGUUGGGUGGUCCCAGUGCCCUGGGGAUGUUUGUGACAUCUGACGGGAUAUCUCAGAGACCACCCCUCCAGUGGUCCGACAAUCUGGCCAGCAUCAGCUACUUACACCCCUACAUCAUUGCCAUGAAUGACGAAUUUAUCACUGUUCACAGCAUCCUCGACCAACAGCAGAAGCAAACUAUUCCAUUCCAGGGCGGUGUUUACUUGGAAAACUUUGAUGGCAAAGUGUUUAUAGCAUCAGGCCGAGCUGUCUAUUCCUUAGUCCCAGUGGCUUGGGAAAAACAAGUACAAGCUCUCUUGGCAGAUAAAAGAGUGACAGAGGCUCUGGACCUGGCCAAAAAUGCCAAUAAAAGUGGACUCAGCAGGGAUAAAAUUAAUAAGAUAUACAAGAGAUUUCAACAACAGGCAGCUUUUAUUGAAUUCUCCCAACAAAAAUUUGAAGAGGCACUGGAAUUAUUUAAAAGUGGAGAAACAGAUGCUAGAGAGGUGAUUUGUCUGUAUCCAAAAUUCUUGCCCUCCAACAGCAGUUUUACCCGCUGUGCACCCCCGCUGCACGAGAUUGCUGACAUCAAUCAGCUAUGUCGUGGGAACGAGGACUUAAUCAUGCAAUAUAAAGACUUCUUGUGUUCAUACUUAGAGGAAAUUAAAGGAACAAAAUUAGCAGUAGGAUAUAAACAGGAAAUAGAUGUGGCAUUAUUGAAGCUCUAUGCAGAGUUAAACACAGAAGGUCUAAUUCCAUUGAUAUCAAAUGAUUCGGGAUGUGAUUUAAAUGACUGUGUUGAGUGGCUGGAGAAAUAUAAACGUUUUCAUGCUCUAGGAUUAUUGUAUAGACUUCACAGUGAUCACGAUAAAGCGCUAGGUAUAUGGCAAAAAUUAGCUAAUGGAGAUAUAACUGAUGAAUCUUUCCCAGGUUUACCAUUUUUUAUAGACUAUUUAUCCAAUUUAAGUGAUCAUGAACUUGUGUGGAAGUACGUUGAUUGGGUGCUGUCUAAAGAUCCAGAGGCUGGUGUUCAGAUUUUUACCAAUCGUCCCGCCAGUGAGCCGCCGUCAGAGAGGAUGCGACCAGACACCAUCAUUGACUAUUUACACCGAUUCCCUGAAGCUGUGAUAUCAUACUUAGAAUACCUCAUCUUCCAGAAAAAACUAGAGAAAGAGAAGUACCAUACCCACCUAGCUGUUCUAUAUUUAGAUUCUGUGUUACAACUUAUGAAAGAGCCUAAUGCCAAAAAGGAACAAAUAGAUAUUGCAAGGUCAAAGCUUCGUCACAUGUUACAGAUGUCAAGUCUGUAUCGAGUGCAGCUCAUUCUAGGAAAAGCAAAAGAAACAAAUAUGCAUGCUGAGUGUGCAAUACUGUAUGGAAAGUUGGAGGAGCAUGAUAAGGCCCUGCGAAUUCUCGUCCAUAAGCUCAAGGAUUACGGGGCGGCAGAGAACUACUGUAUGGUUAACUCCAAUGGGAAGGACUCGGUGGUCCGUAAACGAUUGUUUCAUGCUCUACUUAAUGUGUAUCUGGAUCCAUCUUAUGAGCAAAAAGACCAGCUGAUAAAACCUGCGGUCGAGCUGUUGAAUAAUAAUGUAGCAGACUUUGACACUGUGAAGGUCCUUCAAUCCUUGCCUGACAGUUGGUCAGUACACAUCAUUUCCCAGUUCCUUUCUCGUGCAGUCCGCAAGAGCAUGAACUUAAGUCGGAACACCAGAAUCGAGAGAAUGAUGUCGCGAGGGGAGAAUUUACGAGUGAAACAGACAAGCAUAGAACUACAGCGGGAGUUUGUGACAAUGAAUGAUGACAGGAUGUGUGCUGUGUGUAAUCGCGCCUUCAGUGAUCCAACGUUCGUCCGAUACCCGAAUGGAGUUGUGACUCAUGUCCAUUGUGCAAAAAACCGACAUGUCUGCCCCGUGACUGGGAAACUCUUCAGCACAAAACAAUCUUGAUGACAGAAAGAGGAAAACAAAACUGUUCUAACCGCAUAAAACAGCAGUCCAGCAAUUCAAAUAUCUCCAUCACCAGAGAGAGGGGGAUGGCAUUAUGUCACGUACAAGAGAGCACCGCUUGUUAUAAGGGAAGGGUUCAUGCUUAGCAUGGAGGCUGACUGGUUUUUUUAUUUUGUUCUUAAAGAAAAUGCAAUAAUUUGUUGAAUUUUUAAUUAGGAACAGUGCUAGCUAGAUCCAAAAACACUGGUUGUUUCUGAUUUGGAGUUUUGUAUGUAUAAAUAAUAUUAAUGUGUCCCAGAAUUGUCUUGGAAGGAUCGAGUUUCAGUGUAACAGUUUACCCAUUUGUUUAGAAUUAAGAUAAUUCAGUAAAAAUAUUUCUCAUACUCUUAUAACACGUAUGUAUAUAAUUAUUCUAAAAGUUUAUACAUAUACUGAAAAAAAAAGAAAUGAUUAAGUGUACAACAUACUGUAAGAUACCGGUAGAAAUGAUAGCGAUUGGAUGCUACAGAAAUCUCCAUUUUUCUCUUCUUUUCUUUCAUUCAUAAUUAUACUAGUCCAUAUACAUGUAUAUUGAUAUACAUGUAUACAUGUAUUAUAUCACUGAUCAUAUUAUUUCAUGAUAUGUCUUGCUGAAUAAUGCUGAAUUAUUCAUCCAUCACAUAAAAGAUUUUUGUGAGCACAUUUUGUGAUGAAUGUUUCUUUCAACUUUAUUUUCAUGAGAUUAUGUAGCAAACAUUUCAACUAUGUUUAUGGCAUUUUGAAUGAUGUGUAUAUUAGUAUUAUGUAAUAUGUAGGUUGUUUUAUUAUUACUAUGUGAUCGAAGAUUGUCAGUUGUUUUAUUUGAUAAACAUGUCAUAAUUUUAACUAUGCCUUUAUACAAAUGCUGCCUAUAAAUACAAGAAAUAAAAACAAAAUGCAUCAUAUCCAUCGCUUGUUACUCUGAACCUUAAUGGCAUGUUAAAUAGCCAAUAAUCUGACUAGUUGUUUAGAUACAAAAAAACUGAAUUUGCUCUUAGCAAAAAAGACUGUUGUAUAUUUAUACUUUCCUUGAAUUAAAGAUAUGAAGAUGUCACUUACCAAAGAUAUAAACUAAGAAUGAAUAAUA
This is a messenger RNA of Magallana angulata, 6020 nucleotides long. Its product is annotated as transforming growth factor-beta receptor-associated protein 1-like. The record is from RefSeq and is a predicted model, not a curated record. The transcript has 32 exons. Gene Ontology annotation, cellular component: membrane; cytoplasm; nuclear pore. The coding region runs from base 158 to 4915 and encodes 1585 amino acids. Gene Ontology annotation, biological process: autophagy; endosomal vesicle fusion; vesicle-mediated transport. Lineage: Eukaryota; Metazoa; Mollusca; Bivalvia; Ostreida; Ostreidae.